UGUAAUUUUUUUUUUUUUUGGCCAGGCACAAAAUAUUGAGCUUGUGUGCCUCAAAAUAUGGCUUUAGGAAGAUAUUCCAGGGUGGAUGGGAGGAAAUCAUUGAGUUACUGUUCGGGUAUUACUGCCGUUGUGCUUGUGGGUGUUUGUUUGGUUGGAGUUUGGAUGCUGAUGUCAUCAUCCAUUGUUCCUGUUCAGAAUUUAGGGUUCUCUUUCCCGGAGACUAAGACCAAGUUAAAAGAAAAAGUAGAGACUGAUCAUAAUCAAUUUGAAGACAGUACCGGUGAUUUACCAGAGAAUGCAUUGAAAGAUGACAGUAGCCUAGACAAUAAUCGGGAUAAGGGCAAUUUAGGUGUUGAGGACAGUCAAAAUUUACCUGAAAAAAGUUUGGCGACUACUGUUGAGGAAGCACAGCAAGAAAAAUUUGUAAAGGAAAGCACCAAAAGUGAUGGAGAUUUAAAAAAGGAAGAAUCGGAAUCCAAUUCAGAUGGGAAAUCAAAUUCAGGUGGUGACCGCUCAAAUUUAGCAGAUGGAGACUCCAAUCCAGAACGUGGUGAGACUAGAACAGAAGGUAGUGAAACGAAUGCCAGUGAGCAUUCAGAAUCAGAGGAAAGCCCAAGUGAAAAUCAACUGAAUUUGGAGGAGGGUAUGAAACCAAAUAAUGAGAAAAAUGUAGAGGAAACAAAGCAUGACGAUAAAGUCAAUGUUCAGCCUGAGGAGAAGAUUGAAGAGAAUCAAGAUAAGGAUUCAGACGUAAGCACUGGUGGAAACAAGAUGGAAGAUCAGGCAAAAGACCAGUCUGAGAUUUUGAAUGAGACUAACAUCCAAAAUGGGCCUUGGUCAACUCAAGUGGCAGAGUCUGAGAAUGAGAAGGAAUUGCAAAAAAAUGUCUUGUCAAAAGAUCAAAAUGAGCAUAAGUGGAAAAUUUGUAAUAUCACUGCUGGGCCAGACUAUAUUCCCUGCCUGGACAAUAUACAAGCUAUCAGAAAACUUCCAAGUACAAUGCACUAUGAACAUCGAGAGAGGCAUUGCCCAGAUGAAGCUCCAACUUGCCUUGUUGCUCUACCAGAAGGAUACAAACGACCAAUUAAGUGGCCUAAAAGCAGGGAACAGAUAUGGUACUACAAUGUUCCACACACAAAGCUUGCAGAAAUUAAGGGGCAUCAAAAUUGGGUUAAGGUUACUGGAGAUUACCUUACUUUCCCUGGUGGUGGGACUCAAUUUAAGAAAGGCGCCCUUCAUUACAUUGAUUUCAUCCAGGAAUCUCUUCCUCAGAUUGCUUGGGGUAAACAAAGCCGUGUGAUAUUGGAUGUUGGGUGUGGGGUGGCCAGCUUUGGAGGAUAUCUUUUUCAUAGAGAUGCACUUACAAUGUCAGUUGCUCCCAAGGACGAGCAUGAAGCGCAAGUGCAAUUUGCACUUGAAAGAGGGAUCCCAGCUGUAUCAGCGGUCAUGGGUACCAAGAGACUGCCUUUUCCCAGUAAGGUCUUUGACAUUGUCCAUUGUGCUAGAUGUAGAGUCCCUUGGCACAUUGAAGGGGGUAAACUUCUCUUAGAGUUGAAUCGUCUUUUGCGCCCUGGAGGAUACUUUGUGUGGUCUGCUACUCCAGUUUACAGAAAGGGGUCCGAAGAUGUUGGAAUUUGGAAAGCUAUGUCUAAACUGACAAAGUCAAUGUGCUGGGACCUGGUGGUGGUUAAGAAGGAUACAUUGAAUCGAGUUGGUGCAGCUAUAUACAGAAAGCCGAUUUCCAAUGAGUGCUAUGAGCAAAGACCAAAAAAUGAGCCUCCAAUGUGUAAAGAAUCUGAUGACCCGGAUGCAGCAUGGAACAUAUUGCUCCAGGCAUGCAUACACAAAGUAUCAGUGGGUGCAUCAGAGCGUGGGUCGCGGUGGCCAGAGCAAUGGCCACUAAGAGUGGAGAAAGCACCCUACUGGUUAAAAAAUUCAGAGGUUGGAGUUUAUGGUAAAGCAGCUCCGGAGGACUUCGUCAAGGACUUUGAUCACUGGAAAACUGUUGUGUCCAUGUCAUAUCUGAAAGGUAUGGGAAUCAGCUGGUCUGCAGUGAGGAAUGUAAUGGACAUGAGAGCUGUAUAUGGAGGGUUUGCUGCAGCACUGAAAGACCUAAAUGUAUGGGUUAUGAAUGUAGUUCCAAUCAAUUCACCAGACACACUUCCAAUAAUAUAUGAGCGUGGCUUAUUUGGGAUGUAUCAUGAUUGGUGUGAAUCAUUUAGUACUUACCCCAGAUCUUAUGAUCUUCUUCAUGCUGAUCAUCUCUUCUCCGAUCUCAAGAAAAGGUGCAAAUUAGUCACAAUUAUUGCAGAAGUAGAUAGAAUCCUAAGGCCAGAAGGAUAUUUGAUCAUGCGGGAUAAACUUGAAACCAUAGUUGAGGUGGAGAACUUGGCUCGAUCUCUACAGUGGAAGAUUCGAUUGACGUACUCAAAGGACAAUGAGGGUUUGCUGUGCAUUCAAAAGACAUUCUGGCGUCCCACAAAGGUGCAGACUAUUGUCUCAGCCAUUGCAUAAGAACAAUGCUAUAAUUGCCACCACUGAAAUCCUUUUACUGCUGGAUUAGUUAUUCUUUGGUUUUCUCCAACACCAUUUGAUUUUGAGGAUGUAAUUGCAAUAGUUUCUCAUUUCCCUAGUUGAUUAUUCUUUUACUACACCUCAGCUUUGCUAUCUUAGAUACAUUUUUUGCUCCCUUAAAUUAGAGGGAUAGGGAAGAGUUUUAGGAUGUAAAUUUACACUACAUUAUUAUAUGAAUCAGUUAAAUUAUAUUCAUUUUUGAA
Messenger RNA from Camellia sinensis, 2777 nucleotides. Lineage: Eukaryota; Viridiplantae; Streptophyta; Magnoliopsida; Ericales; Theaceae. The record is from RefSeq and is a predicted model, not a curated record.